Jaminaea rosea is the source of this 1799-nucleotide messenger RNA. RefSeq lists its product as hypothetical. Gene Ontology annotation, molecular function: ATP binding; ATP hydrolysis activity; GTP binding. Gene Ontology annotation, cellular component: cytoplasm. Lineage: Eukaryota; Fungi; Basidiomycota; Exobasidiomycetes; Microstromatales. The record is from RefSeq and is a predicted model, not a curated record. The transcript has 3 exons. Bases 145 to 1329 code for a protein of 394 amino acids.
CUCACUUUCUGCUCGUCAUCAACAGCAGUACCAACACUACUCAAACAACAACAGCCACUGCGCAUCGCCGUCUUCUCUCUGCAGCCCCCUUUAUACCGUUGCUUCAGUUCAACCACCCUCAACCCCACCAAGAAGCGUAUCAGGAUGCCGCCAAAGAAGGGCGCCCCAGUCGUCGAGAAGGCUCGCCUCGGCAGGCCUUCCAAUAACUUGAAGAUGGGCAUCGUCGGUCUUCCCAACGUAGGCAAGUCGUCUCUCUUCAACACCAUUGCCAAGUGCGACCUCGGAAAGAGCGCAAACUUCCCCUACGCUACCAUUGAGCCCGAAGAGGCUCGUGUUCCCGUCCCCGAUGACCGUUUCCUUUGGUUGUGCGAGAAGUACAAGCCCAAGAGCGAGAUCCCAGCUUUUCUGACCUGCAUUGACAUUGCCGGUCUGACUGCUGGAGCCUCGACUGGUGCUGGUCUCGGCAACGCCUUCUUGUCCAACGUGCGCGCAGUAGACGGCAUCUUCCAGGUAGUCCGAGCGUUCGACGAUGCUGAGGUCAUCCACGUCGAGGGUGAUGUCGACCCGUGCAGAGACAUGGAGAUCAUCUCAAAGGAGCUGCGUCUCAAGGACAUCGAGUGGACCGAGAAGUCUCUCGAGACGGCCAGGAAGAAUGCUCGAGGAGCCUCUGGUCUCGACGCAAAGAGGAAGCAGGAGGACAUUGCCACCAUGGAGAAGGCUCUCAAGGCGCUGACAGAGGACAACAUGGAUGUGCGAAAGGUCGACUGGUCGCCCAAGGAGGUCGACGUCAUCAACACCAUGUCCCUCCUGACCGCCAAGCCCGUCAUCUACCUCGUUAACCUCAGCGAACGCGACUACGUCCGCAAGAAGAACAAGUGGCUCCCCAAGAUCAAGCAAUGGAUCGAUGAGAACAACCCAGGAGACCAGCUCAUCCCCUUCUCCGUCGCACUCGAGGAGCGUCUUGUCCAGGCCGGCUCACCAGAGAAGGAGCAGGAGGAGCUCAAGGCUCUGGGAGAGAACGUGACGGGAGCCCUGUCCAAGAUUACCAAGGCAGGCUACGAUGGGCUCGACCUCAUUCGUUACUUCACCUGCGGACCGGACGAGGUCCGUGCCUGGUGUAUCCGCUCGGGUACCAAGGCUCCGAAUGCUGCUGGGGUCAUCCAUUCCGACUUCCAGCAGAAGUUCGUCUGCGGUGAAAUCAUGGCAUUUAGCGAUCUGCAGCAGUACGGGACUGAGGGGGAGACCAAAGCGGCGGGCAAGCUGAGGCAAGAGGGCAAGAACUACAUCGUCGUGGACGGAGAUGUUUGUCAUUGGCAGGUGGGAAGAUAAUGUCGAGCAUGAGGAGGCAAUGUCAUCCAUACAGCGCGAUCCCAUUGGUGCGAUCACCUGAGCGUCGCUUGACUGCAGGCAAUUCCCUCUUCAUUUGUCCUCGCACCUCAGUAGAAGCACACCGAGCUGACCCCCUCAUAGCAAGCAUCGACGAGCAGCGGCUUACAGACAGCGCCGCAGUUGAGAGUCUUGCAAAUCUUGGCCCUCAUGGGAGGUCCGAUCUUGGAGCGGAAGGAGGAGCAAGCAGUCUUCACAUUGGCGAGCGUACCUCUGGCGGUUGUGUUUGAGUCGAGGGAGGAGACCUGCAUGCCUUUGCAGAUGAGAUCUUCGAAGCAGUCCCCUAGAUGCGUGGCUUGGAGGGUUGUGGUCAGGAGGAGCAUGGCGAGAACGACGGAGAUGGCCAUGCCAUCUCGCAAGAAAGCGAUGAAGCAGGCCACCAUUCAAUGGAAGGUCAGCAAGGUGAGAAUCGG